Aphidius gifuensis is the source of this 2054-nucleotide messenger RNA. Its product is annotated as flocculation protein FLO11-like. NCBI's taxonomy places the organism in Eukaryota, Metazoa, Arthropoda, Insecta, Hymenoptera, Braconidae. Bases 275 to 1864 code for a protein of 529 amino acids. The record is from RefSeq and is a predicted model, not a curated record. The transcript is spliced from 3 exons.
AGUGCUUGGGGUAUAUAAACCCGACAACGAGCAUUUAUUCCCGAGACACGACCCAAUCAUCGUUACAUACGUACAUUACGGUUUUUUCUUACAAUUAUAUAUCGCGUUUAAAUAUAUAUAUAUUUUAAAUAUUGUUGUUUUUUUUAUUUUAUAUAAAUAAAAAAAGUUAUUACAAUAAAAGUUUAAGUUUAAAAAUAAAAAACAUUUGUGUAACAAGUUGUAAGGAGUCAAGUUGAGUUUAAUCAAAGUAAAAUAAAUAAAAAAAAAAAUCAAGAUGAAACUUUUUUUGGUUGUUGCAUUAUGUGCAUUUGGAUUGAGUGGAGUAUUGUCAAUGCCAGUUUCUGAAACAGGAACACAAGAAUCACUUUCAGUUGUUCCACUUGAUUCAUCAUCUGUUCAACAUGUAUUGAGACGUGAGACACCAUCACCAGCAACAGAUAAUCAAGCUGAUAAAGAAGUAACAAAAUCAAUUGCACGAUUUGAUGAUAAAUUAAUGGAAAUGACAGAAGAUAAAAUUGAAGAACCAAAGAAAUCUGAUGAAAAAAUUUUAGAAGAACCAAAGAAAGAAGAGGCAGCUGUUAAAACAGAUAAUAUACAAAAAAUUAGUGAAACUGUUCAACCAAAAGAAGCUGUACGUUCAGUAACAAUUGAAGAAAGUGAAACACUUGUUCCAGCAUCAGCUGUAGUUCCAGCAGUGGUUCCACCAGUACAAGAGGCAGUAGUUCCCCAAGUUAAAAGUGCUGAACCAGUAGAAGCUGUCAAUGUCGAUGCAAAGCCUGAACAACAACCAAUUGUAGAAAAACCAGUUGAUACAGUCGCAUCAGUUCCAGCAGUUAAAGCAGCUAUUACUGAAGAAGCUCCUGUUGUUUCAUCUGGUGAUGUAAAAUCAUCACCAGUUGUUACAGAAACAGCUGAAAAACCAGCAUCAAUUGCAUCAGCUCCAGUUGAAUCAACAGUAUCACUUGCAGCAGCAGCAUCAGAAACUCAAUCAGUUGAAAUACCAAAAAUUUCAGCAAGAUCAGAAAUUAAAGAAGCAGAAGUAGCUUCAUCACCAGCAGCAGCACCAGCACCAGCAGCAGCAGUAGCAGCAGUAGCUGAACCAGAAAAACCAGAAGAAAAAAAAAUUAUUCCAACUGAUAGAGUAACACGUGGUACUGAAGGACCAGUUGAACAAGUAUCAUCAGUAUCAUCAGUAUCAUCAUCAGAGCCAGCAGCAGCAAAAGCUGCACCAGCACCAGAAACUCCUGAAAUUGCAACAACUCCUGAAGUUUCACAGCCAGAAAAACCAACAGAAGAAAUUAAAACUGAACAAGUUAAAAAAAUUGAAACAAGCUUGCCUUCAGAAUCUGAAUCAGCAUCAGUAAUUGCACCAAAAGAAUUAAAUGCAACUGAAUUAGAAAAAAAAGAUGAAAUUAAAAUUGAAGAACCAAUGACAUUACCAACUGAAAAAUCAUCAUCUGAUAUUAAAAUUAAUGCUAAUGAAAAAUUAGAAGAAAUUAAAGUUAAAUCAACUGAGCCAGAAGCACCAAAAGAUAUUGAAUCUACAUCUGCUAAAAAAAUUGAAACUGUUGAACCAAAAAAAGAAUUAGUUAGAUCUGUAGAUAAUGAUUCAUCUGAAGAAAAAUCUGUCGAAUUAGAUGAUAAUUCUGAGGAAAAAAAAGAAGAUAAAGUAGAAACUAAAAAAGAAAUUAAAGCAGAUGAUGUAUCAUCUGAAUCAUCAUCUCAAACAGAAAAAAAAGAAGCAUCAAGUGAAGCAGCAGCAUCAUUAGCAUCAGCUGAAAUUCAAAAUACUAAACAAGAAAAAAAAAUUGAUGCUAAGGCUGAAGAACUACCCAAACCAGAAGAGUUCAAAGAAAGAAAGUAAAAAAAAAAAUUAUAAAAUUGAAUAAAUAAAUGCGAUAUUAUUAUUAUUAUUUUAUUUUUUUUUUAUCAUAAAAGAAAGAUAAUCUUUUUUAAUUUUUUUAAAAAUGAAUGAAUGAUAUUUUAUCGUGUGGUUUUGCGUGUGAGUGUUAGGGUUUACUUGACUGAAUCAGUGGGUUUAUAAAUUCAUUUUU